Brassica oleracea var. oleracea is the source of this 3508-nucleotide messenger RNA. RefSeq lists its product as uncharacterized. NCBI's taxonomy places the organism in Eukaryota, Viridiplantae, Streptophyta, Magnoliopsida, Brassicales, Brassicaceae. The coding region runs from base 146 to 3217 and encodes 1023 amino acids. Gene Ontology annotation, molecular function: ATP binding; metal ion binding; ATP-dependent chromatin remodeler activity. The record is from RefSeq and is a predicted model, not a curated record. The transcript is spliced from 10 exons.
CCCUCGGUACUCUCUCUCUCUCUCUCUCUCUUUACCCUCCUUCUUCUCCGAUUCUCCUUCUUUGCAGAAUUAACAUCAAUGUCUUGCAUUGCAGGCUGAUUCCAUUUCUUAGACGCUCGAGUGCUGAUUUCUAGUAGAUCUCGUGAUGGAUUCUGCUAUUGAGAUUAGUUCAGGCAGUAGUAGCAGUAGUAGUGGUAGUGAUGACGAGGUAUCUGAGCCAUCUAGAACCAGAAGCAAUACCGCUUGGCUCUAUGGUAGUGGUAGCUUCCCUCAAGCUAAAGCAGCACUUACUACUCCAGCUUCUGGCAGUGGUGGUGCCCCAUCUCAGCCAAGAGACUCAGGGAAUGAUAAUGAGAAGCUGUCUUCUCAACAAGCUCAGAAAAGAACCCUCCCACCCUCUUUUAAUCCCCCUCCUGCUUCUUCCUCGAGAAGUGGUAACAGUACUAGUCCAGCUCUAGGCAACAAGAAUACUACUCAAGCUCCUCGCAGUGAUCCACCGAGUUAUAAGCCAAGAGACUCUACAACAUUUACGAGGAAUGAGAAUGUCCUUAACUCCAAUGUCCCUGGUGUGGAUGAUAAGAAGCUGCCUGCUCAACAAGCUAUGAAAAGAGCUCUUCCACCUUCUUUUAAUGCCCCUCCUAAUCCAUCAAGAAACGUGGCGGAUUAUACUAGUCCAGCUGUAGGCAACAAGAAUAGUUUUGGUGAUGGUUACUACCGGGGAGCUCAUGCUGAGAUUGGAAUCCAGCGUGGCGUCAAUGGGGUUAGGAUCCUUCCUCCAUCCAUGACGCAUGGACCGCCUGCUCCUCCUUUGCAGUAUGGUGGUCAAAGUGAUCCAAUUCACAGGGUUGUUGGGAUUGUUGAAGACAGGAACUCUGAGAACGAUGAGAGGCUCAUCUAUCAAGCUGCACUAAGGGAUUUGAAUCAAUCCAAGAACGAAAUGGAUCUAAAUCCUGGUACUCUUACAGUUUCUCUUAUGAGGCAUCAGAAAAUCGCAUUGGCAUGGAUGUUUCAGAAGGAAACAAGUAGUUUGCAUUGCUCGGGAGGGAUAUUAGCAGAUGAUCAGGGACUUGGUAAGACAAUCUCAACGAUUGCUCUUAUCUUGAAGCAAAAGUUUGAGUCACAAAUAAAGUCUGAAAUUUCAAGCAAGCAAGACGCUGAGAUAUUGGACCUGGAUGCUGACGAUGAGUCCGAAACUCCAAAGCAUGAAAGUGAUGUGAAACCAGAGGUCAAGGUUUCAAGCAACAGUGCUGGUGAUAAUGAUGGGAAUGGCAGUUUAGAGAAGGGGAAAGCCAAAGUUGUAGGAGCGAGUACUUCGAAACGGGAGUUUAACAGAAAGAGACCACCUGCUGGUACAUUAAUUGUUUGUCCAGCGAGUAUUGUGAGGCAGUGGGCGAGAGAGCUCGAUGAGAAGGUUUCUGAUGAAUCCAAACUUUCUGUUUUGAUCUACCAUGGUGGUUGUAGAACCAAAGAUCCUGUUGAAUUGGCGAGAUAUGAUGUGGUUGUCACAACUUACGCCAUUGUGACCAAUGAAGUACCCAAAGAGUCAUUGGUGGAGGAUGAUGAGGACGAUGAAAAUGAUAACAAAGGUCUCGCCCCUGGCUUCUCCAAGAAACGUAAAGCUGCAGUGAGUACCAGUAAAAAGAGUAAGAAAAGAGGUCGAAAAGGCAUGGAUGAUUCUUCUUUUGAUUCUGAUUGUGGUGCUCUGUCGAGAGUUGGGUGGCUCAGAGUUGUUCUAGAUGAAGCUCAGACGAUCAAGAAUCAUAGAACACAAGUGGCAAGAGCCUGCUGCACUCUUCGAGCCAAAAGGAGGUGGUGUUUGUCAGGAACGCCGAUACAAAACACGAUUGACGAUCUGUAUAGCUACUUCAGAUUCCUUAGGUACAAUCCUUAUGCCGUGUACAAGUCAUUCUACCACACGAUCAAGGUUCCAAUUUCCAGAAAUUCUCUUAAUGGUUACAAGAAGCUUCAAGCUGUUCUAAGGGCUAUAAUGCUGCGCCGUACCAAAGAAACAUUGCUUGAUGGGCAACCAAUAAUCAAUCUACCUCCAAAGAAAAUUAAUCUGAGAAGGGUGGACUUUUCAGUGGAUGAGCGGUCUUUCUACAAGAAGCUUGAAGCAGAUUCACAAUCACAGUUCAAGGCGUAUGCUGCUGCAGGAACUUUGAGCCAAAACUACGCAAAUAUUCUUCUGAUGCUUUUGCGUCUACGCCAAGCUUGUGACCACCCACAACUCGUUAAGGGUAACUCAGAUCCUGUUGGAAAAGAAUCAAGAGAAGCAGUUAAAAGACUCCCUAGGGAGGCUCGAAUCAAUUUACUCAAACGUUUAGAGUCAUCAUCUGCCAUCUGCAAUAUCUGUAAUGAUCCUCCAGAAAACCCUGUUAUUUCGCUGUGUGGCCAUGUGUUUUGCUAUCAGUGUGUUUCAGAACAUAUCAACGGGGAUGAGAACGUGUGCCCUGUUCGAAGAUGCAGAGAAGAUUUUGGGCGUGAUGUUGUUUUCUCCAAAUCUGCCCUUAAAAAUUCUACCACUAAUGAUUUAGGCUCUAGUUCUUCACAGAACAAAUCAUUUUCUCAAAAAAGCGAGUUUAGUUCAUCAAAAAUCAAAGCUGUUCUAGAUAUUCUGCAGUCGCUUUCCAAACAAGGCAGACGAAACUCAGGUCAAAGGCCUUCUUCCUCACUGCCACAUGAAGAUGAUGAUGAUGUUACCAUUGUAGAGCCAACGACUCUUCACUCAUCUUCACCUAUCCAGGGGCCAAUAAAGACAAUAGUGUUCUCGCAGUGGACUGGUAUGCUUGACUUGGUUGAGAUGAGUUUUAUUGAAAAUGGUAUAGAGUUCAGAAGAUUAGAUGGUACAAUGAGUCUAUUAGCAAGAGACAGGGCCGUAAAAGAAUUCAGCAAAGAUCCAGAUGUAGAGGUGAUGCUGAUGUCGCUAAAAGCUGGAAACCUUGGGUUGAAUAUGGUAGCUGCAUGUCAUGUUAUACUUUUGGAUCUUUGGUGGAAUCCAACAACCGAAGAUCAAGCUGUGGACCGUGCACAUCGUAUUGGACAAACUCGGCCUGUUAGUGUAACUCGUGUCACUAUAAAAGAUACCAUUGAGGAUAAGAUUUUGUCUCUUCAGGAAGAGAAAAGGAAAAUGGUUGCAUCUGCGUUUGGUGAAGAACAUGGUGGAAGCUCUGCAACUAAACUGACAGUAGAUGAUCUCAAAUAUCUUUUUAUGCCGUAGACCAACUGGUUAUAAUGCCUGCUUGAAAUAGGUUGCAUAGUACUAUUAAUAUUGGAGAUUAUGCCCAGCGUUUUUUGAUCAAGAAGAAACCCUCUAAGCUGCUUUUGUAACUGAAACUUCAAAGCUGUGGCUCUCCUUAGGAUUUCGUGUUUUUUUGGCUUUGUGAGGCUUGUAUCCACAGUCUAUGUCUUUUGUGUUUCGGAGAUGCAUUGACUGGGAAGCAUGCCAUUAUGUAAAUAACUAAAUCGUUUCAUGGUAUAUAUAUACCUCGUAGAAGUUUUAACGGUAAAA